ACAAAGAACAAAAAUUGGGAUCCAGAGAAAGAGAGGAACAAAAAAGAAGAAGAAGAAGAAACCCAGAAAUAAAAUAAAAUAAAAUAAAGAAGAAGAGAGGACAAAAAGGCGAGGCUGUCUUUCUUGUCUUCUUUUCUUAACAUCUCUCUCUUUGUGUUCCUCUCAAUAAUUCCUCAUUCUGAUGGCUUCAAGCAAAUUCAGAAGAGCCUUGGGUGCCGUGAAGGACCAAACUAGCAUUGGCCUUGCCAAAGUUGGCAGCAGCAAUUCUCUAGCGGAUCUAGACGUCGCCAUUGUAAAGGCUACGAGGCACGAAGAAUGGCCAACCGAAGAGAAAUACAUCAGAGAGAUUCUUAGCUUGACUUGCUACUCACGCGCAUACAUCAGUGCCUGUGUCAACACCAUCUCCAGGCGCCUCAACAAGACCAAGAACUGGAUUGUCGCCCUCAAAACCCUCAUGUUGAUCCAACGGCUGCUAUCCGAGGGUGAUCCGGCGUAUGAACAAGAGAUAUUCUUCUCCACGAGGCGCGGGACUCGGUUUCUCAACAUGUCCGAUUUUAGGGAUACUUCGGGAUCCAAUACAUGGGACUACUCUGCGUUUGUGCGCACAUAUGCAUUGUACCUCGACGAACGGCUGGAGUUUCGAAUGCAAAGCCGGCGUGGGAAACGCAGUGUGUUCGGAAUAGAUGAGGAGGAGGAUUCGGAUCCAAACCAGCAAGCGGGUACUAGGACCACACCCGUGCAUGAGAUGAGGCACGAUAAGUUGUUCUCAAGGAUGCAACAUUUGCAGCAGCUCCUUGAGCGAUUUCUAGCGACACGUCCAACAGGUGAAGCAAAGAACAACAGGGUUAUAAUAGUGGCUCUUUACCCGCUAGUGAAAGAGAGUUUCCAGAUAUAUUACGACAUAACAGAGAUAAUGGGACUCUUUAUCGACCGCUUCAUGGACCUGGAGGUCCCCGACGGUGUCAAAGUAUACGAAGUAUUCGUUCGCAUCGGAAAGCAAUUCGAAGAGCUGGACGUGUUCUACAGCUGGUGUAAGAACGUCGGCAUUGCACGAGCCUCCGAGUACCCGGAAGUCGAGAGAAUCACACCGAAGAAGCUCGAAGUGAUGGACGAUUACAUUCGAGACAAGUCGGCUUUGGCGCAAGGCCGGAAAGUAAUUAUGGCGCUAGAGCCAAGAGGUGAAUCCCCUGUGUCGGAGGAGUCCAAAGAAGAACCGGAUAUGAACUCCAUUAAAGCCCUUCCACCGCCAGAAGACUUCGUGGAGGCUCCGGUGGAGGAAGAGAAGGAAGAAGAACCGAUUGUCGAGAAAGAGGAACCCAAAAAACAAGACGUGGGUGAUUUGUUGAACUUGGGAGAAGACGCCGGCUCUAGUGAAGAGAAAUGUGACAAAUUAGCGUUGGCAUUAUUCGAUGGACCGGAGGGUUCCGCAACCUCCACCGCGGGUCCGCAACCGUGGGAGGCUUUUUCAGAGGAAGCGGAUUGGGAAACGGCUCUUGUCCAAUCUGCAACCCACUUGCCAAACCAGAAGGCCUCUCUCGGGGGAGGAUUCGACUUGUUGGUGCUGGAUGGAAUGUACCAACAAGGACAAGUUUCGGCGGCGAUGGCUGGCCCCGGUUAUGGAACUAGCGGUAGUGCAAGUAGUGUCGCAUUGGGCUCUGCAGGAACCCCGGCCAUGCUAGCAUUGCCUGCGCCACCAUCACAGACGGAUGAUAAUGUUGAUAGGUCUAUGGUUGUUGGAACAACGCAGGUGGACCCAUUUGCAGCCUCGAUGGUGGUGCCGCCGCCGUCGUACGUGCAAAUGUCGGAUCUGGAGAAGAAGCAGAAGCUGUUGGUGGAAGAACAGUUGAUGUGGCACCAAUACGCAAGGGAUGGGAUGCAAGGUCAUAUUGGAUUGACAAAGCUGCAACAUAACCCUCAUUAUCAACCAAACAUGGGAGGUUACACUCACACUUACUGAUUAAUUCGAUCAUGAUCAUCAAAACAUGGGCUUGUUAAGUAUGAGCUAGGGUCAAUUAACCUCCAUGUGUUUGACUUGGACAUAUUUCCUUUUUC
Molecule: messenger RNA, 2052 nt
Organism: Rosa chinensis
Lineage: Eukaryota; Viridiplantae; Streptophyta; Magnoliopsida; Rosales; Rosaceae
Product: putative clathrin assembly protein At1g03050
Exons: 2
Coding region: 182-1957 (591 amino acids)
Biological process (GO): clathrin-dependent endocytosis; clathrin coat assembly; vesicle budding from membrane
Cellular component (GO): clathrin-coated pit; clathrin-coated vesicle
Molecular function (GO): clathrin heavy chain binding; phosphatidylinositol-4,5-bisphosphate binding; SNARE binding
Source: RefSeq, a predicted model, not a curated record